This is a messenger RNA of Numida meleagris (helmeted guineafowl), 3146 nucleotides long. RefSeq names its product taperin (gene TPRN). The record is from RefSeq and is a predicted model, not a curated record. The transcript is spliced from 5 exons. Gene Ontology annotation, molecular function: phosphatase binding. NCBI's taxonomy places the organism in Eukaryota, Metazoa, Chordata, Aves, Galliformes, Numididae. The coding region runs from base 80 to 2020 and encodes 646 amino acids.
GCUCAGGUGCAGCGGGAGGAGGAGAAGGAGGAGCAGAACGCGGCGGCCGCGGCGCGGCAGUGCCCUCGGUGCCGGCGCCAUGAGCAGCGCGGAUCAUCCGCCGCUCGGGGCCGGGCCGCGGGCUCAGCCCGCCUGGAAGCGGGAGAUCCUGGAGCGGAAGCGGGCCAAGCUGGCCGGGGCGGCCGCCGGAGAGAUGGAACCCGCGGCGGCGGCGGCUCGGGGCCCGGCGGCGGCGGCGGGCGAGCGGCUGGUGGUGGCCGAGAGCUUGGGCCCGCUCCGCGAGAACCCAUUCAUGCGGCUGGAGAGCGAGCGGCGGCGGCUGCGGCAGGGGCUGCCCGGGCACGGCCCCGAGGCGGCGCGGCCGCUGCAGCAGCUUCUGGAGCUGUACAGCGCCGUGCCGGGCAUCCGCACCAUCCGCGCCGACAACAUCCUCAUCAUCGAGUCGCAGCCCGACGCCGCCGCCUGCUUCGCCGACGGGGACGCGCUGUCCGGGCGCCGCCGGGAGCCCUCCGCCGCGUCCCCGCCGCGCCGCCCCGACCCGCUGCGGGAGCUGCUGGCCCGCCGGGGAGCGGCCCUCGCCGAGAUCCGCGCCGAUCAGGUCCUCAUCUACGAGGCGGCCGAACCGCCGGAGCCGCCCGAGGCCGCCGAGCCGGGCACCGUCAGCCGUCUCCUGGAGAAGUUCGGGCAGCGACCGCGGGGCCGCCGCCGCCGGGGAGGGGAAGCGCUGCCCGGGCGCGUCCCCGAACCCCCCGCCAGGAGCGUGCCGCCCAAGGGGCCACCAGUGCCAUCCACCAGCGCUGCCAACGCCAGGAGGCCAAAGCCAGAGGAGGCCGAAGCGGCUGCAUCACCCCCGCCCAGUGCCAGUCUGGCCCCCAGUGCCACCCAGCCGCUCUCUGCGUCUGCCCCCCGGGCCGGGGGCUCCUUCGAGAUCCACCCGGCGCCCAAGCCUGACCUGGCUGCCAUCCCUGCCCACGACCUGCAGGCGCAGGCCUUGGCCAAGCUGCGCCUGAAUUCACGCAACUCCUUCCUCUUCGUGCCCCGCCGGGAGGGUGGCACAGCUCUCCCUGCGGCCCAGAGCACCAGAACGGGGCCGCCGCCGCCAUCCCCGCAGCAGAAGGUACAGAAGGAGCCCCCGCGGGUUUCCGCUCCGGAGCAGGAAGAGCCUGUCGCUUCCCCACCGGCGCCUCUGGAUCCGUUGGUACCCGUGACUUACAUCGAUGACAUUGUGGAGCCGGACGGUGGGGAGCUCUCCCCCAGGGCUGCAAGGACAGAGAACUUGGAUCAGCCCGGAGGAGCCGGCCCUGACCUGGAGAUGGAGUUUUCCUCCGUGCCUCUCUACAGACCGCAUUCCCCCGGCCUCCAUCAGAGGGGAGGUAACACCUUCACUGUGGUGCCCAAAAGGAAGCCUGUCGCCUCGGGGCCGCAGAGUCCUACUGAGGCUGGUGGACGGCCUCAGCGGGAGGAAGAGGAGGAGGAGGAGGAAAGCAAAGGAAGAGGCAAAGCUGUGGAGAACGCUGAUGGGCCCCAGGUGGGGACGUCCCAUAAAAAGCGCUACCCCACAGUGAACGAGAUCGAAGUGAUCGGCGGGUACCUGUCCCUGGAGAGGUCCUGCAUGAGCAAGACGGGCUCCCGACGCAAGAAGAUGAAGAUCUCUUUCAAUGAGACAAGUUUGCAGACCAUGUUUGAGUAUCCAUCGGAGAGCUCACUGGCAGAAGAGGAGGAGGAGGAGGAAGAGGAAGGACCUGCUUCUGAAACAGAGGAGGAGAAGUCUCGCACCUUUCACAUUCCACGCCCAAACAGCACUUUGCAUCCCAAUGCAGCUAACUCAGCAGAUCUAUCCAGCUACACCCCAAAGCACUCAGUGAAGUUCAGCGAGUGGCAGGAGCAGAAGUACGAGGAGAUGCCUGCCAAGGGAGCCCUCCUGAAGGAAGCUGAUUCCCGUGGGAACCAAGUCAUGCUCACCCCAGCUGAGAAGGGCGGACUCUCCGACUUCAGCAGUGAGCCCGCUCUGUACUUCUGAUGGCUCCAUCCUCGAGCCUGCAGCAGCAGCUGCUGGGCAGAGCCUGGCAGUGCACCUCCGACGUCCGCGCCAGCACAGCGGAAAUCAACUCCUGGUCCCUCCCUCAUCGCAGUUUUCGUAGGAUCCUGAUGCCAAGGGUGGACUAGAUGCCAUCGGGCGUCUUUGGAGAAUAUUUGCACUGGGUUCUGAACUACUGUUUUUUAAUACGUAUGGUUUAUUCUCCCUGUGGCCUUGCAUAUUCCUUGUUCAAGAUCAGCUGUCAGUUAGACAGGUAUCUUAAAGCAACGUGUAACCCCAGGAUGGACGUAGAUUCUCUCAGUGCUUAUGAGUCUGCACAUCCAAGCGCUGUUUGGGGCCCGGGCAGUGUCUGUAGCACUGCUCGCAUUUGAGGCCCCACUGAAGGAGGCCCUGUGCAGGCAGCCGGGCUCAUCAAAGCGGUUCUGACAGCCGGGUUACAAGGGCUGUCUGCUGGGAGAACUGCUGAGGGUUCAUGGGUUGUUCUCCACGUGUUUCUGGGUCUACUUUCACCGAACUGUCAUGGAAUUCAUGUGCCAGUUAUGCUCUUGUAAAGGAAGCUGAAUGCACGGCGUGGGGGAUGGGCAGGGGAACAAAUGCCUUCAGCUUUAGGUGUCACUUUUGCCCUGACAGAAGGGAAGCGCCUGGUCCAGCUUGAGCCUCGUGAAGGUUCCCAGACAUUGGCCAUAGCUUUGGUCUCUCUGUAACUGCCUCUGCUCUCCAGUCUCUACUAACUGCUAACUGUGCUUGUUUGCCAGUUGCUCUUGUUUAGUUUUGGCACCUAAUGGGGCCAGGCCCAAGAUUUAUUUGGUGGUGGGGUACUUGCUUCUUGCCUUGCUCACUCUACUUCUCUAUGCAAAGCACAGGAGGACCAUUUCACUCCUCCCUUCUGCAGAACUUGAACAAGGAAUAUGAUUUUUUUUUCUAGUAUUUUUAUAGUUCUGUUGUAAUUGUUUGAUGCAGCCAAUAUGCAAAGGAAUCCGCUAGACUCUUCCAUUUAAAUUUUCUACUACUGUACACUCAGGGUCAAAAUUGCACUCUGGAAAAGACUGAACACUGCUGCUAAUGUGAUUUGUACUCCUGGGAUUAAAAGAGAUGCAGUUGGAAUAGA